Molecule: messenger RNA, 861 nt
Organism: Carya illinoinensis
Lineage: Eukaryota; Viridiplantae; Streptophyta; Magnoliopsida; Fagales; Juglandaceae
Product: beta-glucuronosyltransferase GlcAT14A-like
Exons: 1
Coding region: 16-447 (143 amino acids)
Cellular component (GO): membrane
Molecular function (GO): glucuronosyltransferase activity
Source: RefSeq, a predicted model, not a curated record
CCUUGACUUGUUCUCAUGUACUACGCAAACUUCAUAUCUUCCCCAGAAGGAUACUUCCACACUGUUAUAUGUAAUGCCCAGGAGUUCCGCAACACUGUGAACAGUGACCUCCACUUCAUAUCCUGGGAUAACCCUUCCAAGCAACAUCCACACCACCUCAAUCUCAAUGACAUGCAAAAUAUGAUUAAUAGUAAUUCUCCAUUUGCACGGAAAUUUCCCAAAGAAGAUGCAGUGCUUGACAAAAUUGAUUGUGAGCUAUUGUCUCGGGGUCCAGGCAUGCUUGUUCCUGGUGGUUGGUGCAUAGGAAUCAGGGAAAAUGGGACUGAUCCUUGUUCUGAUAUUGGUAAUACGACAGUCCUCAGACCUGGCCUUGGAGCGAAAAGGUUGGAAAAUUUGAUGAGCUCUCUAUUAUCCAGUGAGAAUUUCCGGCCCAGGCAGUGCAAAUAACAAGCACCAGAAACUACUUCAGUAAGCACCUCUCGUGGCAGUCAGUAGUUUGUAUUUGAAGAUGGAAGACAUGAGUAUGAUCAUCAGGGACUUAGCAUGUCUUCUAGUAGAAACAGAAAUGAAAGAAUACACAACUCUGCCUUAAUAGAGUAGCAUGGAAGGAGAUGGAUUUGGUGGAAUGAUAGGAGUUACAGAAUGACAUGGUAUUUGGCAUACACGAUGAACUGAUUGUGUAGCCCACACGUUUUCCUUCUUUCUCUUCCUUUUUUUUUUUUGUUUUUCUAAUGAUAUGCAGCAACUCCGUAUCAAGCAAGCACUGAAGUUUAUUUUGCUCUGAUCUGGGGUUGGGUUGGAAACUUGGAGACAUAUUGCCGGGAUGAAUAUUUGAUUGAGGAAUGAAUAUUUGUUAUCUGA